Messenger RNA from Carassius carassius (crucian carp), 1637 nucleotides. Its product is annotated as circadian-associated transcriptional repressor-like. The transcript has 6 exons. Bases 245 to 1360 code for a protein of 371 amino acids. Gene Ontology annotation, molecular function: RNA polymerase II cis-regulatory region sequence-specific DNA binding. Gene Ontology annotation, biological process: negative regulation of DNA-templated transcription; circadian regulation of gene expression. Lineage: Eukaryota; Metazoa; Chordata; Actinopteri; Cypriniformes; Cyprinidae. Gene Ontology annotation, cellular component: nucleus. The record is from RefSeq and is a predicted model, not a curated record.
CACAUGUUGUCCCUUGCUGUAUAGUGACGUUAGUAGAGAAGGGAAGAGGAGAGAAGUCCAGACAUUCACUCAGGAUUCAUUCGGGACAAUAGUGCGUGCGAACUAAACGUCGGCACACAAUCUUAAUUAACCAGUUAAGUGAAGAAACUACUUUUAGGCAUCCUAACAGCACGUAAGGUUGUGUCGGUGGCGCUGGACACCAGGUUGUUGUGGUACCGACCCAGAAACGAACCACCAUCAAGUGAUGCUGUCACCGGGGAGUCCUUCCAAAUGGCAAGUGCAAGAUUCCCUCUCUUUGACCCCCAGUCUCCUCUACAGCAAGAGUGUCCAGAUGCAGCAUGAAUCGGAGGUCUUCUCCUCUGAGAUUGAGUCUGCAGGAGUUGUGCCUGGUCCAAAGCCAUGCUCCUUGGCCAAUGGGAGCUCUCAUAAUACAAAAUCUCCUCUCCCCUUUAUGAACCGGAGGAGUGGUAGAGCUGAUAAUGUUCAAACUGGAUGUUCCUCAGCGUCUCCACCCUACACCAUUCAGACCUCAACAUCAGUUGAAAGCAUUCCCACAGAGGGGGACUUGAGGUUUGCACACAAAUGUGCAGAGCUGCAUGGGUACAUCAGACCCCUGUUGGAGCUGUUGAAGGGUUUGAAAACGGGUCGAUAUGAUAAAGGUUUGAGCACAUUUCAACAGAGUGUUGCCAUGGACAGACUGCGAAGGAUUGUGGGUGUUCUACAAAAACCAAACCUUGGGGAGAAGUAUAUGGGCACUCUUCUACAGCUGGAGAUGAUGUUAAAGGUUUGGUUCCCUCGGGUGAGGCCUCAGCAUCACGAAGACACCCCUUCACUCCACAGUCUCAUGGCUAACCUGCCUCCACGCUGGAAUCAGGACCAGUUACAUAUUCCUGUGAAGAAACGCAGAUUAAGUUGGUCAGAUUCAGACUCUCAAGGUUCUUCAAGCAGCAAACGCAUUCAAGAGGACGAUCGAGGACUGAGCCCCAGCGAUAGCAGCUCAUGGCUCAGCAGCUCCGAUACCACGUCUAGUGAACUUGAAGACAGCACAAUCUGUACAAAUCAAAAUAAUGUGACAUCUGAAACCAAACUCAUUGAAAACAGCAAACUUCUAGUCAGGCAAAUGACAAACUCCUUAAAUGAAACCCCUAUGACUGCAACAGGAAGACCUCCUCCGCUUGUAAUACCAUUGUCAGCCACAGACGGCAGCCGCUUGGGCAUGCAGGACUGUUCGGUAUCCUCCUCUACUCCUACUUCCGCCUCACCAGUGGACAUGAUGAUGAAUGAGAAAGAUGUGGGUGAAUCUGUAAAAGAAGGGCCAAAAAAACAGGUUAAUAGUUGCACAGAGAUAUUAAACACAUAACAUUUUUUGAAGUUUCUCAUAAAAGAAUGAUUGACUUAAAUAUUUCUCCAGCCUGUUGAUCCUGAGAAUUAAUUGUUUUUCCACAAAGUUUUGUUCAUUUAGUUUUGUUAAUUUUGCAUUCUGCCACAUAUAUGUACAGCACAGAAAUUAUCAUAUGUACUAUGUGAUAUAAGAUUUGUGUUUAUAUGGUUAUAGUUUGAAGAAAGAAAUGCUAGAGCUGUAUUGUUAAGCAGCAAAACAUGCACAGCUAUCAAACACUCUAUUGCUCCACUUUCCA